Messenger RNA from Diospyros lotus (date-plum), 1338 nucleotides. Its product is annotated as transcription factor RAX2-like. Bases 40 to 1038 code for a protein of 332 amino acids. NCBI's taxonomy places the organism in Eukaryota, Viridiplantae, Streptophyta, Magnoliopsida, Ericales, Ebenaceae. The transcript is spliced from 3 exons. The record is from RefSeq and is a predicted model, not a curated record.
AUAAAAGGCAGUGCAAUCGCACCACCAAGUCCAUUUAGAAUGAGACAACUUCACUACUUCCUCCAAAUAAAAGAGAUCCAACAAAAUCUCAGCAACGAGAGAAAGAGAGAGAUGGGGAGGGCUCCCUGCUGUGACAAGGCAAAUGUGAAGAGAGGGCCAUGGUCGCCUGAGGAAGACUUAAAGCUGAAGGAGUUCAUAGAGAAAUAUGGAACUGGUGGGAAUUGGAUUGCACUCCCUCAAAAAGCUGGUCUAAAGAGAUGUGGGAAGAGCUGCAGGCUGAGAUGGCUGAACUAUCUGAGGCCUAACAUCAAGCAUGGUGAAUUUUCUGAGGAAGAAGACAGGAUAAUCUGCACUUUGUUUGCCAGCAUCGGGAGCAGGUGGUCAAUUAUAGCUGCUCAGCUACCAGGCAGGACUGACAAUGAUAUCAAGAACUACUGGAACACCAAGCUCAAGAAGAAGCUCAUGGCCAUGGCGCCCUUCCCUCCAUUCACAAACCACCAACAGAGAAAACCACCCCAAUACCCACCACCACCACCACAAUCUCAGCUUCCAGUGCCUAAUUGUCCAUCACUAAUUUUCACAGAUUCCACUUCAUAUUACAACCCAUCUAAGCCUCUCUCAUAUGUUCUGAACAACUCCUACAACCCUUGUUUAGCCACCAACUGUUCUCUUCUUCAAGCCCAAGAAAGCUUAUUUAGUCUCAUGUUUGGAGGGGAUCAAGGAAGCUGUUCCUCUUCUGAUGGAAGCUGCAUCCAGACCAACCAUGGAAAGGAGAUCAGGCAAGAAGAGAUGGCGGCAUUGCAGAGUUUCAUGUCAAAUGGGUUUGAGGAAAACCAGAUGUUCAUGAUUGGUUAUGGCAACCGUGAAUGGACUGGUGAUCAGAAGCCAAAUGGGUACUUUGGAAACAGUGAUACCACGCCAUUAGAGUAUGAUCUUGAAGAAGUUAAGCAGCUUAUUUGCAGUGGCAGCCCUAAUGAUGGGUGUAACAGCUUCUUCUUGGAUGAUGAAAGCAAGACACAUUUUGCCAGGGAUUUGUGAUCUCCAUUGAACUUCACUAUGAUUUGUGGUCUUUCUCCUAAAAAAAAAACAAAAAAACAAAAAAAAUGACCCAGGAAGAGAAGAAAGCCAUGUACUACUACUGAUGAGACAGACUGUAAGUAAAAUCAGAGAGGUUUGAAGGGGCAUGGUUGUGAUGGGGGAAGGCGAGAUUCAGAUUACAGCAAGAGGGGACUUUAGUUUCUGGGGGUUUGUGUUUUCUUAUGGGGAUUUGAAUGGAAACAUUUGUUUAUUCCCCUCUUCUUUGACAGUACAUGGUAAAAGCCUUUUGCUUUUUGUGCA